Molecule: messenger RNA, 1810 nt
Organism: Priapulus caudatus
Lineage: Eukaryota; Metazoa; Priapulida; Priapulimorpha; Priapulimorphida; Priapulidae
Exons: 4
Coding region: 13-690 (225 amino acids)
Source: RefSeq, a predicted model, not a curated record
ACGUCAGUGAGCAUGGCGGACGUGGCGAUAGCUGCAGGUGGAGUGACGACGGACAGUAAUGGCAGCACAGCCGACGUCACGACAGGGAUGACGGGCACGGAGGAUGACAACACGACCAGCGACGCCGCGGUCAGUGCGGACAUGCUGUCCACUACGAUGACCAGCGGCCAACUGGAUGACUCUAAUGCGACCGACACGACAGAUGUGACGACUGCAGCGCCGACGACGAUGGCGAUAGAAACAACAACGUCGUGCGAGUGGGAAUGCGAUACGACUCAGCAUCAAUGUUACACGUGUAAGGACGGAAAGCGCUGUGAGCAGCCAUCACUGCUAGGUCAUGCCGAUCGUUUCAUCUGUCCGAGUGGUCGCCAUUGUUGGGCAUGGUUCAAGCAGACGAGAGAUGUGGACUUGAUGCAGUGGGAACGAGGAUGUCUGAAGCCACGCGAACUGGGCGACAUAGAGUGCGGACUAGGAAUCGAACCCGGUAGCGAAUUCUGCAUAUACAGGAACCUCACCACACAGACGAAAACGUACAAUCAGAAGGUGUGUAGUAUGUGCUGUAUAGGCGACAAUUGCAACGACAAGCCGCUGAUCAUGCAGGACGGAGCGACAUCCGUCGCAGCAGUAGCAUGGCGGACGAUCGCCAUGGCAACGUUGGUGCGUCUCACGUGCCGGUUUUUACACCCGUAAAGCGGUAGUCUCCGGUCAAAGGUCGCUGGCACAUUGGGCCAGAGAGAUUCUUUUAUCAGGGCGGCCGCAGGAUUGCGGUGAUCGUGUCCAGAGAAUAGGGUUGAUUGUGAUGAUACAUCGAGGGUGUUCUCAGGGCUCGACUAUGUCAUCGUUAUUGCCCUGGUCGGGGAAGACUAGAACGGUCUGCGUAUAGUUGCUUAACAUGUAACAACAACUGCAUGCACGUCGAGACUCGAUGUAUAAAUUAAUGCGAAGGUCGGUACAAAGAGUGUGAUGAAAUCACAAUCACUUACGUUAUCGCUAGAGUGGAAGACUUGCUGGGAUGAUGGAUGGUUGAACUGCCAAUAGAUGAAAGUCCACCGGCUUUUGUUGACGAAGGUUGACUUCAAUUGAAGGGCAGAGAUGCAUUCUCGUUAUGCUCAACUAAUGACUUUUGCCUGAUGGUCUCUGAUGGUGUCUUUGAUCUGCAAUACCAAGGCAUCUGCAAUAACAGACAUCGCGAUGGUUAUGAUGUGUUAUGUUAGAGAUUCUUUAGCUAACAAAUGCGCUCUGAAGGGUCAGAGAAGCACAUUGUUACGGAACGUGUGUUAGUUACGAUGUAGCUGCGAGAAGUCACGAGAAGUCACGAAGAAGAAGCACACUAUAUGAAGUGUGUGAGACGCCAUUAUCGCGUCAGCGUGUUCCUUGGGUUUUUUGUUAAUUUCUGGGUUUGCAUUAAUAAAGUACCGUAGUAACCCUACCAUGCUUUCCAAGUUAGAGUUAAGAAACCAAAACCUCUAGUUCGGAAGCGAAUUUCGUUCUGCUGGAGGCUGUGAUGUGUGUAUACGAUUUUGGCCACAGCGCAGUUGCCAGAUGAGAGAGCAAUAAUCAAUUAUAAUUGCACUCUGCUCGGGUAUAUCAAUGUGUGCAUGUAACAUAGGCGUGUUAAGCUGGGUUUACACUACCGACUGUGUGUUGGCGAAUUGGCGAAUUAGACUUACUUCCCAACUACAUAGCCGACAAUCGGCAGUGUAAACGCAAAAGUUGCGCGACCAACCAACCAACCGAUAUUCUGAAGAAGACAAUGGCGCAUGAGUGACAAUGAUGUUUAUCUGCGGACGACGUACGGGGCGCCAUGCAG